Molecule: messenger RNA, 1392 nt
Organism: Hyla sarda
Lineage: Eukaryota; Metazoa; Chordata; Amphibia; Anura; Hylidae
Product: C-type lectin lectoxin-Phi2-like
Exons: 13
Coding region: 519-1319 (266 amino acids)
Source: RefSeq, a predicted model, not a curated record
CUAAGAGGUCCGGCCACCAUAAUCUGCUUGAGGCCUCCUUCAUCAUCACAGCGGCAUCCAUCAGGUCUGUGGCAGGCAGACCAGCCGCAGAAGCGCACGCCAGCGCUCCCAUUCAGCACAGGCAGACCUUGGCAUGGACAGGUGCUUGCUGGCACCAGUUUCUUUGGAGCAUUAUCUAAAUCCAAAUACAUCUGGCUGCUGGAGAAGCCAUUUGUCUACUAUAAUCAUAUCAAUACGGGAAUAUACACGGAAAUAAAUACCCAUAUUCUAUAUGCCGAGGUUCUUAGUGACACUUCAUACUGACCAGGGCAUAAAUUAACAUUACUAAGUAUACAGCACAGAAGACUAAAGAAAAGAAGAAUAUUCAAGAUUAGACAAGAAUGAAAGGAAAUAAAUACCCAUAUUCUAUAUGCCGAGGUUAUUAGUGACACUUCAUACUGACCAGGACAUAAAUUAACAUUACUAAGUAUACAGCACAGAAGACUAAAGAAAAGAAGAAUAUUCAAAAUUAGACAAGAAUGAAAGAUUCCUAUACUAUGGACGAUGUGUAUAUGAAUGUUGAAGAACUAAAAAAUGAAGCAAAAUUAACCAACGAUGAAGCAACAACCAAAAAAGUUUCAACUAGCAACACCACAACAGCACGCACAGUUCUAGCAGCUCUGGUCCUUUUUAUUGUCUUAUUCCUCAUUUUGGCGGCCAUCACAGGUUCCCUGUUAAAAUACUACUUAGCAAUGAGUGAAGAGAUGUCACGUCUGAAGAACCAUGAAAUUGCCAUCCUCAAGAAUGACCUCAGUGACUUAAAGAACACAACAGGUGACCAACAACGAAUGGCCAUUGAAAAUUUCAAAACUUUCAAAAAGGAUUUAGAUAAUGUUAAACAACAUUUUCUCCAGGAGAUUAAAGUUGUUAACAAGACCUUGGAGGAUAUCUGCACACGGUGCCCUGUUGGCUGGUAUAUCAGUGGCUCUUCAUGUUAUUACAUCUCUGGGGAAGAAUUAUCCUGGGAUGGGGCUCGAGAUAGAUGCUUUCAAAUGAGCUCUAUUCUUGUAAUGAUAAAGGACCAGACUGAAUUGGAUACUUUAAAUAAAUUAUUUACAACAAGCAGGAGCUACUGGAUCGGACUGAGACGGGACACUGAAGAUAUCAACAUCUGGAAGUGGCUGGAUGGGACACAAGUCCCCUUCACCAACUGGAUAAAGAAUGAGCCCAACAAUCACGGGAAAAAUGAGCAUUGUGGAGAAACCAUGUCCGGACCUUGGAAUGAUCGAAACUGUAAUGAUAAGUUGUCUUAUAUUUGUAAAAGGAUUAGAACUUGCUGAGAUCCAUUCCAUACCAAGUAGUGGUAGAAUCAAAUGUAAUAUCUCGACCCCAGACUCCCCCCCCCCCCCCCCC